Molecule: messenger RNA, 519 nt
Organism: Symbiodinium sp. CCMP2592
Lineage: Eukaryota; Dinophyceae; Suessiales; Symbiodiniaceae
Source: the annotation of a GenBank genome assembly
AUGGCGGUCGUAGAUGGCCCUGCCCUUGGGAGCGAUGCCCCGGCCGCCGCCCCGGCCGCUCCAUGGUGGCUUCCCUACUGCGCCAUGCUGGUGAUGCUCGAGUUUGCCCUCUUGGCCCUCUGGUUCCUGGUCUCUUCGGCUCAGAAGAUGUGGAGCAACAGCAGAAGGACGGAGGUGCAGCAGGAAAGCUUGGACACCGAGCCAGUGCCUGGCAGUGAGUCCGGGCACUUGCUCGUGGCCAACGCGGCACCUUGCGGCCCGCGGGGGAAAUGGGCACCUUCCUACUCCACAGAGCCCACGGAGUUCGACAGCGGCAUCUGCCACGGAUCCUGGCUGUGCAUUCACAAGCCGACAGCAGAUGCCGAGCGAAUGAAGGCUGGAGACUAUCCGUUUGCUGAUCAUCUGCAUACCAGGAAGCGACUCUGGGAGUUCCGGUUGCAGCUGAAGUUCCGAGAGUCUGUUCCGGCUGGGAACGUUUUCUUCGGUUGCGAGCAGGAUCGAUAUUAUCAUGUCGGCACG